UCACGCCUGCGCGGGCAAAGGAGACUUGGCGCGUGGCUUGGGCUGCCGGCGCUAUGGGGCUGACCCGCGUGCGGGCUAUUUUCUUUGACCUGGACAACACACUCAUCGACACGGCCGGGGCGAGCAAGAGAGGCAUGUUGGAGGUAAUAAAGCUCUUAAAGUCAAAAUACCAUUAUAAAGAAGAGGCUGAAAUCAUCUGUGACAAAGUUCAAGUUAAACUCAGCAAGGAAUGUUUUCAUCCUUAUAGUACAUGCAUUACAGAUCUGAGGACUUCACACUGGGAAGAAGCAAUCCAGGAAACAAAAGGUGGCGCAAACAAUAGGAAAUUGGCUGAAGAAUGUUAUUUCCUGUGGAAAUCUACCCGUUUACAGCAUAUGACCCUAGCAGAAGACAUCAAAGCCAUGCUCACUGAACUUCGCAAGGAGGUCCGCCUUCUCUUGUUAACAAAUGGUGACAGACAAACACAGAGAGAGAAGAUCGAUGCCUGUGCCUGUCAGUCCUACUUUGAUGCUAUUGUUGUAGGUGGAGAACAGAAAGAGGAGAAACCUGCACCUUCCAUAUUUUAUCAUUGCUGUGAUCUCCUUGGAGUACAGCCUGGGGACUGUGUGAUGGUUGGUGACACAUUAGAAACUGAUAUACAAGGAGGCCUCAAUGCAGGACUGAAAGCAACAAUCUGGAUAAACAAAAAUGGAAUAGCACCACUGACAUCAUCCCCCAUUCCACACUAUAUAGUUUCUUCUGUACUAGAAUUACCUGCUCUCUUACAAAAUAUAGAUGACAAAGUCAAUAUGUCAGCUUAAAGCACAUAUUACGUUCAGUUCUAAGAAUAACUUGACUUAAGAUUUAAUGACCAUUUUGUGAAGGUCCUCCCAACUUUAUUGCUUUUGACAACCAACUAUUGACUUGUAUUUAUAUCCGAAAAUGCAGGUUGCAUUAAUACAGGUUAUUUUCAGGAAUAUGUAGUCCAGAAAACUUGAGGAAAUACAUUAUUUGUUAGUACGUAACUUGAGAUUUUUUAAAAAUUAUUAAUGUUUUAGUAUCUUGGUUCCAUGAUAGCUUAUGCAUGGAUACACAAAUGCAGCUUAUAUGAUCUAAAAAUAGAUAUUUUUUAAAAAAUAGAUAUUCCAAAACAUGUAUAAUAGAGAUUUAUUAGAGUGAUUGAAUCUGAUUCAUAUGAAGUGUUAAGUCAUGCAGAUCAAGGCAUUUCACAGUGAAAUUAUUCUGCUAUUUUUUAAAUAAGUCAUAUUUUUGCUUCUUCUGGGUGUGUAUUUUCUAUUAUGAAUCUAAUUUUUCUGCAUGAAAUUUUUGGGGCUUGUUUUUCUGUGGUGUGUACAUGACAGCUCCAGUUUAAAAAAAAACUGCUAAAAUCAACAUGUGGUGCUCUUUUUCCAUGCCAAUUUCACAUGCCAAUUUAAAGCAAGCUUGUUAACUUCCUUGUAGUCUUUACUGCUUAUAGAUCUACUUUUACUGUUGUUCCAGGCACACAGUGGAAUUGAGGGGACUCAACUUGCUGGGGAUAGGUGCAAGUCACAUGGCAACAAAAGUCAUUUUUCCUCCUGUGGAUCUGUAAGGGGAAAAUUACCUUCAUGUGGCCUAACCAGGUAGUUUCCCUGCCCCCAUCUGUUCUCUAUUUACUGAUUUCACACAUAUGCUGAAACUAGUAGAAAAUAAGGUUUUGCUCUAAACUACUUCCAGGGUGCCAUUUUAAUACUUGAGUGACUCUUAAAGUUACCAUCUGCCUUAAGUCUGUUAUUCACAUUUUCAGAAAUAAUCACUGUUUUGCAAAUUUUUGUAUCUAAUUCAGGGUUCACUUGGAUCCUAUUAAUUCAUAGUUCCAUGGCAAUAUAUCAGCUGGAAACUAGAAAAUUUUCCUAAGCCAUGAGACUAGACAGUCUUGUAAUUCCACUAACUAAACUUGUACUGAAGUGGUAAAGAAAAGAGUGGUUAAUAAAGGAAAUAUUAGGAUCGCUUUUGGUAAUACGAAAAAAAAAAAAAAAACUAAAAGUACUAAUGUAAAAUACUAGGUGGUAUAUUGGGAUUUGCAAAACUGUAACUCAAAGAUGGAUAAUUGAGUUUUUUAUUAUACCUGAGAACCUAAAAGGCAAUUAUUUUUUGUCUGCUACUGAGAACCAAAUUUUCUGCCUUGUACAAAUGUCCUUUUGUGUUUACUUAAGACUCUUGAUUGUCCCAGGGUGCUGUUGCUAUGAAGCUAAACAUCUAAACAGGGUAUGUUUGUAUUUCCAAUAUGCCACCAUCUGACCUUGAUUAAAUUUUAGCUAUUAGAAGUUGGUAAGUUUGGAGGCUUUUGAAAAAAACAAUUAUGUGCAUGAUUUCUCUAAUAUAUUGAUUGAUGUGUAGUACUAAGGCUCAUACUAGCCCACAGGGUGGAUGUGGACAGUGUCACAUCCAUUACUGAUUCAUCACUCAUACAUUAUGCUAGCCAGUCUCAACAAGAUAGCUCAUAGAACAUUAUGUGAGCAAUUAUUGAAAAAUUACCCAGUGGGGACUGGGCACAAUGAUUCAUACUUAUAAUCCCAGCUACUGGGAAGGCUGAGACAGGAGGAUCACAAGUUUUGAGGUCAUGUUGGGCAAUUCUAGUUAGAACUGUCUCAAAAAGGAUUGGGCAUACAGCUCAAUAGUAGAGUUCCCUGCUCAAUACCUAGUAUCACAAAGAAAAGAAUCUAGGGGGAAAAUUAAGGAUUAAGCUAUGCAGUACAGCAGUGCAAUUUUACAUUCCAUUUGCACCCUUCCUCUGGGAAGAACUUUGUAGUUUUCUAUUUUGUGGGUGGAAUGUUACAGAAAGUAUUUUAAAAUAUUGGAAUGGAACCAUGAUUUUAUUAGUAGUGUUUUGAUUUAGGAUAAUAUUCCUCAAAAUUAAACAAUGAUAUAACAGUG
This is a messenger RNA of Marmota flaviventris (yellow-bellied marmot), 2895 nucleotides long. It is a transcript of the gene Nanp, whose product is annotated as N-acetylneuraminic acid phosphatase. Gene Ontology annotation, molecular function: N-acylneuraminate-9-phosphatase activity. Lineage: Eukaryota; Metazoa; Chordata; Mammalia; Rodentia; Sciuridae. Gene Ontology annotation, biological process: dephosphorylation; N-acetylneuraminate biosynthetic process. The record is from RefSeq and is a predicted model, not a curated record.